Callorhinchus milii (elephant shark) is the source of this 1426-nucleotide messenger RNA. RefSeq names its product C-X-C chemokine receptor type 5. The transcript has 2 exons. Gene Ontology annotation, molecular function: G protein-coupled receptor activity. The coding region runs from base 91 to 1155 and encodes 354 amino acids. Lineage: Eukaryota; Metazoa; Chordata; Chondrichthyes; Chimaeriformes; Callorhinchidae. Gene Ontology annotation, cellular component: membrane. The record is from RefSeq and is a predicted model, not a curated record. Gene Ontology annotation, biological process: immune response; G protein-coupled receptor signaling pathway.
AUCAAAAGGUCUGUCACUAGUUUGAAAAGUGGCCACAAAAAGCGACAAACAAUCUCUCACAGUUUAAGCUCUUGAUGUGACAUCGAUGCCAUGGAAAUAUUUCAAAAUUUGGAAUUUCCAGGGAAUGAGAAUGACACUUCUUACUAUUAUGGGGAUGGUUAUGUCUGCAAUCCCAGGGAUGAAUUCAGCCUCGAAUCCCAGACCAUUGCUAUAUCUGUAGUCUCCCUGCUAGUCUCUGUAAUGGGGGUGCUGGGGAAUGGGCUGGUCCUCACUGUUCUGAUCUGCACCAAACACACAAGAACCCCUACCGACAGUUACCUGUUGCACCUAACACUGAUCGAUCUCCUGCUCUCCCUCAGCCUCCCAUUCACUGCCAUUCAGGGUAUUUUCCAGUGGUACUUCGGGCAAGUUGUGUGCAAGAUGGUGGGCACCAUGUAUAAACUCAACUUUUUCUGCAGUAGCCUUCUCCUGGGAUUCAUCAGCUUCGACCGGUACCUGGCGAUUGUCUAUGCAGUCCAGACCUACAAGAAACGCAAGCAAGUGGUCAUCCAUUGCAUAUGCGCUGGAGUCUGGGCUCUGUGUCUCUUGCUGCAGCUUCCCAACACCAUUUACUUGAGAGUUGAGACUCAAGAGAACAAGAGCAUGUGUACCUACCCUUGGGCCAGUGUUGAGCGAUGGCUGCUCACAGAGCAAAUCCUGUAUCAUGUGCUGGGCUUUGCACUACCCUUGCUUGUCAUGUGCUAUUGUUACACCAUGGUGGGCAAAACCCUGUGGAGGUGCCAGAACUUCAAGAGACGCAAGGCCGUCAGGGUUGUGCUGUUGGUUACUGCUGUCUUUUUCCUCUGUUGGACUCCCUUCAACCUGGUGAUCUUCAUCAACACUUUAUCCAAACUUGAAUUGAUCAACAGUCAGUCCUGCCAUUUUGAACACGACCUGGGGGUUGCCCUCAGAGUCACCGAAUGCAUCGGCUCUGUCCGCUGCUGUUUGAACCCCAUACUUUACGCUUUCAUCGGGGUCAAGUUCAGGAAUGACGUGUUGAAGCUUCUCAGAGAAAUGGGCUGCAUCAGCCAGGCUACCCUGGACAAGCACUUCCAACUCAAACAAACCACCAAGAACAGGAGCUCAACUCUGACUGAAAAUCAAUUUGUGGAAUAAUAAGCACUGGGGGCCACUACCCUGCAUGAGGGCGCUGUCUAAUUGCAAGUUAUUGUUGUCCAAACCUGCAGCGCAACCCAUAGCCAUCAUGGCAAAGCAUGGCCAAUAAUAUAAGGUGGGGGGGGGGGGCGGGAUUUGUCUAAUGGCUCUGCUUACACAAUAACCUCGCUUUGUGAACGGCGCUUGUUUUGUGCUCAAUAUUCUCCUCACUUUUACUUUUAAACAGUGUAUUUGCUCAACCACAUUUUAAUAAAAAAAAUGAGUUUAUGAA